AAACUAUGAAAUAUUUUCGGUUUAUUCCACAUCUUACCCCAUGUAGAAUGUAGAAUACUGUGAAUAUUAUCAAAAGGGUGAUAGGCACUUUAACAAUAUAUAGGCUAAGCUUAUACAUGCCGCAAACAAUGCAAAUAUAGUCAGUCUUGAUGGUUGUAUCAGAUACAUAGGGUUUCUAAUUGAUUUGGUAUAAAAUUGUAAAUAUUUUUUUAAUGAAGCAAACUAGAUUUGAAGCUAUGGGUACAUAACACAAAGCGUUUCAGUGAUAAAACGAGGUGCGUCGUUUUUGGGGCCUGAAACACGUUGGAUUCAAGGAUCAGCUAAGGAUUCUUGAUAGCACGUAAACGGUAAUAAGCGUUGUCAGAUGAAUCAAUUCUUGUCCUUCAAUUCCUCUCUUUCUUUGGGACAUUCCUCUUUUUGACCCUCUGAAUUGCGUUAUAGGGUAUAAAUAAAGGAUCUAAACCCUUGAAGUUCGAUUUUUCACCAAUUUUAUUUGGCGCACGAAUAAUAUAAUGUGGGGUUCCUGUGUUGUGAGUAUUUUCACACCUGUAGAGCGUGCAAUGACCCAUGAGUCAAGGGAGUCGCGGGAAUCUUUGUGGUCCAUGUGACUGAACCAGCUCUUGUCGCUCUAGAGUGAAUUCACAUUUGAAAGCUUAAAUACUAGUAAAUACUACCAAAAUCAAGGUGCUGACAAUCAUGGUUUUAUCCAGCGAGAUUCAGAUUAGAAGAUCUUGUGCCUAUAAGCCAUUAAGAAAACCUUCAGCGCCUAUCAGUAAAACAUCAAACAGAGCCAACUUCUCUGAAGAACUGGUUCGUGGAUUUGAGAGCAAGAUCCUCCUCUUGGAUGAGGAUUGCUUUAAAACAGCAGGAGACGCCAUAGAGAAAGAAAUAUUGUCAUCAUUAAAUGAAGGGACUCUAACUACCAUUACAUGUCUGCAACUAUUCCUGGACACUGCCUGGAAAGACAGAAACAGAACUCCUAUAAUUGCUGAGAUUUUCCACAAUAUUGCUCAAGAUCAUGAUGAUGAAUCUACAACAGGCUUGACAGUACUGCUUGAAAAGAGCUGUAAUGAUCUUUUGAAUAUUUUGACAUGUCUUGGAAAGCCAGAGGUCAACGAUAUCCAUAUUGUUACCUUACUUUCCAAUUUGUACCGGCUUGAAACCCUACCUGAAGAACACCGAGAAGGAGUUGAAAGCUUCCUUGUAGAUAUUGCCAAGGCAUUCUGGCCUUACUUUGUGCCACAGAAGCGUGAAGUUUGGGACAACGAAUUAGUGUCAGAUGCCAUUUGUGAUGUCUUCCACACAGUAGGCAAGGUCCUUGAGAUAAAGUGCCCAGUCAAUAUGGAGCGAACAUUCAAUAAGAUUACAACCAUGCUAUUCUCAGCGAACGUCAUCUCUGAAUACACCAGAUUAAGACUUCUAGAAGUGAAGGAGAACAGAGCUACAGGAUGGAUUUUGCCAGAUUCUGCAAGAGAUUAUUACAAAGCUGCAUUCUUAAAACUUCCCAGAAACAGACACAACUCCUCUCCAAGGCCAGCUUCACCCAGCUCACCAAGUUCUAGUGUUGAGGAUGUAUUUAUUACCAGUGCUGAGAAUUCCCCACCUACAACGCCGACAACAGAAACCAAAAGGGAAUUCCUGAAACACGAUAAAUAUGAGGUAACUGUCUGUGGAAACUGGACCACAGUAUCUGAAAAACCCCGCCACCCUUUUGUCAUUCGCAUUAAACCCAAACCUUUACCUGAACAAAACAAUAAUAUAACUUCUGUGACUAAUAACUCCACUGCACGAAUAAACUCAAAUCCUACCAGCAAACAACCUGAAGAUGAGAAAUUACAGAAUAUCUCAGAGCAGGAAUGUACAGAUCAUUUGGAAAUAGGUAAGGUUUCAACUCCUAAAAUCAAAGGGUUCCAGGACCAAAGCUGUGGCUUUGGAUCUCCAAAUGGCUCUGAUAAUUCUAACUUACAAGCUGGUAAAGAUUUUCAGGAGGGCAGAAAAUCCUAUGAAAACUGGAGUGAGUCUCAUUCACCAAGCUUUACAGAGUCACCGUUCAAUAGACAUAAUUCCUUUGACAAUGAAAGCUCAAGCAUUCGGCAGAGACUUUCAUCAACAGGAGAGAUGAAUCAUCAGAGGAGAUCACCAUUUAACAGAAAUGGAGGACUUCAUAGAUCACAUUCCGAGAGUAGCACUGGUGAAGCAUCUUACUUUAGACAGGGGCAGAGCCCAAAUGGGUGUGACUCAACUGGUUUUGGACAUCCUGAUGGUGAAAGGCUCCACUCCUGGAGACCUAACUAUCACAGGCAGACUAGUAAUGACAGCAUUGGUGAGUCAUCUUACUCUAGACAUGGGCUGAGCCCAAAUGGGUGUGAGUCAACUGGUUUUGGACAUCCUGAUGGUAGCAGAUUCAGUUCUUGGACACCCAACUAUCAGAGGCAGACAAGUUAUAAUAGAUGGAGGAGCAAUCUAGAAUUUCCUGUAAAGGAAGUCCUUGAAGGAGAAGACAUUGACACCAGUUCUCGGUUAUAUCUUUUGAGCUUUGCUACAAGACCAGCAGCAUUAGAAAGACCUGCUGAUUUGACUUUAACUCCUGAAGUAGAAGYUGAAAAAGAGUGGUUGAAAUGUUUGAUAUUGGAUGAGCCAAAUACUGUACUGGAUCGCUUUGGUCAGUAGUUAUCGCUUGGAAUUUUUCAAGAAAUAUUUCACCAUGGUAGCAGGAAACAUAUUAAACUGUGGUGGAGAUGGAAAUCUUUUGAAAAGCUCUAAAGAUCCCAGCAUCCAUCAGUUGUAGUUCUUCAAGAAAUGGAUCAAGAGUGAAGGUCCAAACAUCAUUAUUAAAAAUGAAACUGCUGUAUAGAUGGAAAUAUUUAAGAACCUCUAAAGAUCCCAGCAUCCAUUAUUUGGUGUUCUUCAAACAACAAUAAUGGAGGUCAACAGUUGAGGUCGAAAGCAUUAUAAAAAUGAAACUGCUGUAGAGAUGGAAUUAUUUAGGGAACCUCCAAAUAUCCCAGUUCAUUCAAAAACUUAUGCUGCAGCCAAUAUGUAGGAACCCUAAAAGGUUCCACACUUUUCAUCUCCUGGAAUUGGUCAAGAAAUGGCUCCAUUUUUCUAGAAGACAGAUGCCAAACAAGCAUCAUGUUGUGGUUUUGGGAGAUCUAAAAGUUUAACAAGCCCACUAAUGCAUGCUAUGUGCAUAGAUUACGUUCCUUAUUUAAAUAAUUUACUUAAUGGAUAAGGACUUGCAUUGUAUUUUCCAUUGUAAUUUCCACUUUUAGCGUUUUGUUCAGUUAAUUAUGUUUACAGAUAUAUACAGACACUGCUAUAUUACCGACACCUCUAUAUUACGGACAGAUAUUUAGGUCCCGUCAAGACCAUCAUACGUUCUUUGUUUCAUAGAUCCGACCCUAUAUUAAGGACACCUCUAAAUUAAUGACACUUCUAUAUUAAGGACACCUCUCUAUGUACACCUCUCUAUGUGAGGACACCUCUAUGUAAGGACACCUCUAUAUUAAGGAGGCCUCUAUAUGUAAGGACACCUCUCUAUAUAAGGACACCUCUCUAUUUAGGACACCCCUAUAUAAAGAAUACCUUUCUAUUAUGGACUUUUUUUUCUGGCCCUUUAGUGUCCGUAUUAUAGAAGUUCCACUUCAUACAGACGAAGUUAGUAUUCGUGAUUCGUCGGAAUUAAAGUACAGUUGUAAACAUUUUUACAUAUUCUUUAAGUUUCCUUGUUAUGCACUUGUAUUCAACACACCAAUGCAGUCCAAACUAGUAUGAGUUAAUCUUUUACCAUAUCAACUGUAAACAAUAAUGGGGGGGAA
Messenger RNA from Actinia tenebrosa (Australian red waratah sea anemone), 3818 nucleotides. RefSeq lists its product as uncharacterized. Lineage: Eukaryota; Metazoa; Cnidaria; Anthozoa; Actiniaria; Actiniidae. The record is from RefSeq and is a predicted model, not a curated record.